Pipra filicauda (Wire-tailed manakin) is the source of this 3269-nucleotide messenger RNA. RefSeq names its product cytosolic iron-sulfur assembly component 1 (gene CIAO1). Gene Ontology annotation, cellular component: cytosolic [4Fe-4S] assembly targeting complex. The record is from RefSeq and is a predicted model, not a curated record. The transcript has 8 exons. Bases 159 to 1178 code for a protein of 339 amino acids. Gene Ontology annotation, biological process: iron-sulfur cluster assembly. Lineage: Eukaryota; Metazoa; Chordata; Aves; Passeriformes; Pipridae. Gene Ontology annotation, molecular function: protein binding.
CCCCGCAGCAGCCCCGGACCCCCCGAUACCGGCUCGGCCCCUCGGCAGCGGCUCCGGACGCCCCGUUCGCGUCCCCCCUUCCCGGUUCCCGGCCCUGCCCGUUCCCGUCCCCGCCCUAGUUCCGGCGCGGCCGUUUCCGUUUCCGCGCUGUCCCCGCGAUGCCCGAAGCGCUGUCGCUGCUGUGCCGAGUCCCCGCGCACCCCGAGUCCCGCUGCUGGGCCCUGGCCUGGAGCCCCGGCGGGGCCCUGCUCGCGUCCUGCGGGGGCGACCGCGCCGUGCGCGUGUGGGGACGGGCGGGCUCCAGCUGGACAUGCCGAGCGGUGCUGGGGGACGGGCACCAGCGCACCGUGCGCAGGGUCGCCUGGUCCCCCUGUGGCUCCUACCUGGCUUCUGCCAGCUUCGAUGGCACCACCUGUGUCUGGAAGCGGCAGGAGGAUGGAUUUGAGUGCGUGGCCACCCUCGAGGGGCACGAGAAUGAGGUGAAGUCAGUGGCCUGGGCACCCUCAGGGUCCCUGUUGGCCACGUGCAGCCGAGACAAGAGUGUCUGGGUGUGGGAAGUGGAUGAGGAGGAGGAAUAUGAGUGUGUGAGUGUCCUCAAUGCUCACACACAGGACGUGAAACAUGUGGUGUGGCACCCGAGCCAGGAGCUCCUGGCCUCUGCCAGCUACGACGACACGGUGCGUCUGUACCGGGAGGAGGAGGACGACUGGGUGUGCUGUGCCACCCUGGAGGGACACGACUCCACCGUCUGGGCCGUGGCCUUUGACAAGGAGGGGGAGCGUCUGGCGUCUGUCAGCGACGACAGGACCCUCCGGGUGUGGCGCCGGUACCACCCCGGGAACCAGGAAGGCGUGGCCUGCAGUGGCACCGAUCCCACCUGGAAGUGUGUGUGCACCCUCUCAGGGUAUCACAGCAGGACCAUCUACGACGUGUCCUGGUGCCACCUGACAGGUGCCCUGGCCACAGCCUGUGGUGACGACGCCAUCCGGGUGUUCGAGGAGAGCCCCACGUCGGAGGAGGCCCAACCCACCUUCAGCCUCACCGCCCACGUGCCCCGGGCACACUCCCAGGACGUCAACGGGGUGGCCUGGAACCCCAAGGAGCCAGGACUCCUGGCGUCCUGCAGCGAUGACGGGGACAUCGCCUUCUGGAAGUACCAGCGCCCCGAGGGCUGCUGAGGGGGACAGACCCCCUUGUGUGUCCCCUGAGCCCACCCUGGCCUGCUCCUCCUUCUCACCUGUGGGAGGCCAGGACAGCUGUGCCAGACUCUGGUUGGAUCCAGGAUCUGGAGCAGGACUUUCUCCCCUCUCUUCCCCCCCCCCCAAUAAAUCCAUGAGCUCCUGGCCUCUGGAUCUUCCUUCCACAAGUGGUUUGGAGCUUAUAGUUCUUGGGUUGAUGGUUGGACUCGAUCCUAAAAUCUCUUCCAACCUUCAGGAUUCCAUGAUCACACACCUGGGAUCUUCCUUUCACACUCCAGGAACCCUCAGAGUGACACAAGAGAGUGUGGGUGCUCCAUGGAUGAGGUGGCACGAGGGGACAGGACCACCCAAGGGGAAGCACUGAGGUGUUGGGAUCAUCAUAGUUUUCCCAGAAAUGUCCUAAUUAGUGCUGCUGAUGAGCUGGUUGAGCCUCAGGGUGAAGGCAGAGCUCAGUGAGUCUGGAGUCACACUUUUUCCCCCCCUCCUCACCCCAUCAGCACAGAGUCAGGUCCCGAGAUUUAUUGCAGUUGCUGUCAUGCAGCUCCUGCCUAGAAAACACUGUACAAAGCAUCCACACUUUAAAAAACCAAAGGAAAACACGUGGAAAACACAUGGAAACAACACAAAGGGAGGGGACACGAGUGCUGUGGAGGUUGGGAGUGGGGGGCUGAGCUCCGGGGGGGAUCCUCUGGCCUGGGAUCAGUCAGAGUCGCUGUCGCUUUCUGCCUCCUUCACGUCUACACUGAACUUGUACUCCUGGUCACAGCCCAUGUAGGCGUCACUCAUGAAGUACAAUGUGUAGUUGUGAGUCCCCGUGGCUGGAGCCACGAAAUCCAGCUUGACCUGGGUGGGGAGGGGGAGGUGUUGGGAUGGCAGCAGGGACAGCAGGGAAGGUAAGGUGCCCAGUGCCACCCCCGGUGCCACCCCCUACUCACCUUGGCCUUCUGCUGCAGCGUCAGGCGCUUGAUGGAGAUGAGGCUGUUGGACUUGGAGUCUCCGAUCACCACCCACCAGCCCUCCUCACGUUUCUGAGGGGGAGGGAGGAGCAAACAGCUGCACCAGCACCACCACGGGCCCUCCACUGCAGGAACAGAACCACAGGAUCGUGGAAUGAUUGGGGUUGGAGGGACCUUAAAUUCCACCCAGCUGGAGGGACCCCAAGGCCACCCACCUGCGGAUGCUGUCCUUGUCCACCACCUCGUAGGACAGCUCGAUGUUGGGGUAGCGGUUGCAGAACCGGGCGACAUCGGCGAUCUGGGCAUCUGAGAGCUGCAGCAGCGCGUUCCUGUCCUCGUCCUCCAUCUCCAUGAUGUCAAACACGCUCUCCACACCCUGCAAGGAGGGAUUUUUUCAGCCUGGAGCUUCCCGGCACUCCGAGGGCAGGACCCUGGUGCUCCUCCCACCAGGAUUUUACCUUGUCCGUGCAGCGCUUGAUGUGCUCCGAGGUGAAGUGAGGCAGCUGCUUGAGGUAGGAGUCCUUGGACCACAUGGCCUGGGUGACCAUCUGGGCCAGCUCCAUGGCGGCCAGAGCUGGGCUCAGCCACCCAUUGCUGGACAGCACGUCCACGCAGGCCUGGAUCAGUCGGAUCGCCUGGACAUGGGGGACAGAACGGGUUAAGGGGUGGAGACGGUGACACGGGGAGUUGGGUUGGUGUGCCCAGGGUUUGGUAGUGGAGGGGCUACAGGGUUGGAUUCAGUGAGAAACUGCCAGAAGUUUGCCCCGUGUCCAGCAGAGCCAAUUCCAGCAGAGCCAGGACAGACCCACCACUGGCCAAAGCUGAGCCCAGCAGGAAUGACAGUUACACCUCUGGGAUAACAUGUUUAAGGAAAAAGUUAUGGCACAGAUGGAACUGGGUGCAGGGAGGAGCAGAGUGAGAACAUGUGAGAGGAGCAGCCCUGCAGAGCAGGAGGAGCAACAUGGUAUGAACUGACUGUGACCCCCAUUCCCAUCUCUGGAGGUAGGAGGGAGAGCCUGGGAAGGAGGGAGGGGAAAGUGUUUUUUGAAGACUUAUUUAACUUUUCAUUAUCCUGCUCUGAUUUGGUUGGUAAUAAAUUCAAUUCCUAUCCCCA